UUUGACACAAACGACAUGCAGUACCAAAACAGGAAGUCGCAAAUAAAACUAGCUAGUGUUCGUUCAAUCAUGCAACGAUGUUUAAAAACGUGUUUCGAUCUGGUUUUCUAAUUAGGACCGCACAUGUCCUCCUAACAUGGGUUAUUACACUGAUACUAUUCUUGCAUGACACCGAUCUCCGAAGACAAAGGGAGAAUGGAGAGUUGAUGCAGCCUGUAGUGUUUUCCUUGCUAGUCCUGCUGUCAGUGAUGCUGUAUUUCACUGUCUCUCUGAUGGACCCGGGCUUUGUUCUUUCUGACAGUAUCAAGUAUGCCCAGGGCUCAGGUGAAGAAUUGGAGGAGAUGAUCCCUCAAAACCCCAUACCUCGCCUGCGCCGGUGUGGCUACUGUCUGCUACAGCAGCAGCCCAUGAGAGCUAAGCACUGCCAGGCCUGCAAACAUUGUGUGCGACGGUUUGACCAUCACUGUCCGUGGAUAGAGAAUUGUGUGGGUGAGAGAAACCACCGCUGUUUCAUCAUCUAUCUGGCUGUUCAGCUGCUUGCUCUACUCUGGGCAUUGCAGAUUGCUUGGUCAGGUUUCCAUUCUUCUGGCACUUGGAAACUGUGGAUCAUUGUGAAUGGGUUUCUGCUGGCAGCGCUGUGUGUUGUAGGUGUGAUGUCUUUGGUUGUGGUCCUGCUCCUGGGCUGCCACCUCUAUCUGAUCUCCAUCAACUCCACCACCUGGGAGUUCAUGUCCCGCCACCGGAUCACCUACCUGAAGAGCUACAGUGACGAGGAGAACCCCUUUGAUCGUGGCAUUCUCUGUAAUCUUUGGGACUUCUUCUGCAUGUGCCGAACUGUGGUGUGGGAGCAGGUGUACUACAGAGGGAGCCACAAUCACGUCUGACCUCACUCUACAGACAACAUGCCCAUACAUUACAUUACAUUACAUUUAAGUCAUUUAGCAGACGCUCUUAUCCAGAGCGACUUACAAAUUGGAUACCAGGCUAUAGGAUUAAGCCAGGGUCGUGGCACCGCAUAGGCCUUCCAUUCUGCUUCCCCCAUAAUUUAGAUUUUUUGCAAAGUUGAAGUUGCCUAAUGUUUUGAUAUUUAUGUAAUACAUGGUCCUAGGUAUUUUUUAUUGUUUUGUUUAACUGAGUGACAGUUUUUCAUGAGUCAUUGAGUAUGCUAUUUUCCAUGUUGAACUAAUGAUGUACUGUAAUAUUGAAAGGUGUUGAUCAAAAAUGUUAUGCAUUAACUUUAGUACUCUGUUUUAUAAUAUGUUGAAACGUUAGAAUUUUUACCUGUAUUCUUUGAUAAAACUUUUCACUCUUUCAUUAAUUGGAAAUAAUGUAUUCAUAUUUUUGUAUUUAUUGACAUAGACAACACAAUAAAACACUAAUGAUUUCAA
Molecule: messenger RNA, 1388 nt
Organism: Oncorhynchus nerka (sockeye salmon)
Lineage: Eukaryota; Metazoa; Chordata; Actinopteri; Salmoniformes; Salmonidae
Product: palmitoyltransferase ZDHHC12-B-like
Exons: 5
Coding region: 78-884 (268 amino acids)
Biological process (GO): peptidyl-L-cysteine S-palmitoylation; protein targeting to membrane
Cellular component (GO): endoplasmic reticulum; Golgi apparatus
Molecular function (GO): protein-cysteine S-palmitoyltransferase activity
Source: RefSeq, a predicted model, not a curated record